Molecule: messenger RNA, 3881 nt
Organism: Hyposmocoma kahamanoa
Lineage: Eukaryota; Metazoa; Arthropoda; Insecta; Lepidoptera; Cosmopterigidae
Exons: 8
Coding region: 350-3382 (1010 amino acids)
Source: RefSeq, a predicted model, not a curated record
ACGCACAACUCUUCCGUCCGACCGCUCAGUGUAACCACGACACUUGACGAGAACUAACUUGGGACCUCGAACUCACGGAGCAGUGAAUUGUGAACUUAAACGAACUUUAUGAACUUUUUUGUGCUAUUGUGCUUGUGGUUUUUUUAUAAUUUUUUAUUUAUACUGAAGGGCAAAGACAUCGCCGCUUGCUGUUUGGUACCAAAUUAUUUGCAGUCAAACAAAGCCGUAAUCAAACCGUAUCCCGCUCCCGCUAUCGUUUCUCCGCAAAUUGUACAACAGUCGCGCAGCAUGCGACCAAAUUUGAAGACCUAUUUGUUCUGAACAUAUUCAAACAUUCCAACCAGCAAAAAUGGAUCACAAACUAAUCGUCAUUUUGGCGAUCUCCGUUCAUUUGUGUAGUGUAAUUUCCGCCGAAGGUCCUGUGUAUGAUGGCGGUAAACCAGCGCCCGCUCCUUCGGUCCCGGCUGGCAACUUCAUCACGCAAACCGUGUAUGGCUUCCUCGACUUCACCACGACAAUUGGCAAUACGGUCAUGGUCUUCUCGCCCCAGUCAGCACCGCCACCAGAACCACCGAAGACGGAAACUUCUGUACAGGAAAACAUUAUUGAAACCAAGCCUCCACCAGUUACCAAUGUGAAACCAGAAGCUAUUAACCCCAGCAAACUUUCCGACAACAAAGACAAAAAGAAUAAACCUUCUGCUCCCGUCGUUGCAUCCAGCUCAGUAUCAGUCAUCGCCUCAUCGCCUAAAAAAGAUGAUAAAUUGGCCAACACACCUAAGUCAAAUGAAGCUAAACAAAUAAUUACAAAAGUUGAAGUCGUGGCAGGUCCAUCGAAAAUCGUAGAAAGCUCUCCCAAACAAUCGUCACAAAAAGCAAACAAACAAAAUUCACAAUCUAGCAAUAAAAAAAAGAGCGAAGUUAAAAAUAUAGUUAGUAGCAAAGUAGAGAUUAAAGAAGGCCCCCUUCCGUCAAUAAUAAAUUCCAAAAUAGAAAUAAAAUCGAGCCAAGCAGAGGAAGAACCAGCAAUCUUGGUUACAAAUAAUAACAUUGGAGAACCGGAAUACGACUUCCUAUCACGUCAACCGUCCGAGUUCGUUGAAGAAACAUAUAAGGUUAUAAAUAUUAGGCCAUCAAAAGCUCAUGGUCAAAAGCCGAAACAUAAGAACAGAGUACAGCCGCCGCCACCACCCGAUGAUGAUGAUGAACAUCCUCUUGGCCUCGUUACAACACUAGGAGGUACGGUAGUUAAAGACGGACUCACGACAGUACACGAGACCAGUGUUAUUGGUACUUACAUUUCUGGUAAAUACGCACAAGUUUUAAAUAGUAAUUCAAGGGUACUUCAACCCUCAGGUCUAAGAGCCAAGAUAUCACCCAGCCCACCACACAGAAUACUUAAAACGGCGUCCCCCUCCAUACCUAAAAGUCAUAGGUACAAUUUGGAACCAACGCCAUCAAUUGGUGAUGAUGACAACUUCAGCAAAACCACACGAAGACAAUCAAACAGCGGCAGCUCCUAUAAAAAUCGUCACAGAUCUCAGAUCAAUGCCGACAACGACGCCCAUGAAAAUGCUCCCCAGACUAAAAAGUUCAAAAACCGGAACAGCUCUUCUCAACGUACACAAAGCCCACGUUUUGGCCGUCCUGCACAACCUCAAUUGGCAACCGUCUCUGUUUUCAGUGAAUCUUCAGUACCAGCCUUUUCAAACAGAAGGAAAAGCAAUCGUAACAAGAACACCAUCACACCAUCAAGUAAUAAUGACAGCCAAUCAAGGCGAGGUUUUAAACCACGUGUCCAACCAACUCCUGUUGAACAAGUGACCGGAUCGACUAGUAUCUACAAAUUCAAACUUAACCGUGCUCCUGGCUCCGGUCGCUGGCAAUAUAAAACUAGUCCGAAACCUAAGGUAACCAUUCGAAAAAUGAAAGAUGACGACGAGCAGCAAACGACUCCUAACCCGAUCCUCGAUGAUGCACAAUCAAAUGAACUUUCUCCUCAAGCGAGAUCCGAUAAUGACCUCGAAUUGUCAGGCUCGCAAAGUGGCCCUGGUACGCUGUUAGACAAUGAUACCGAUGACAAUUCUAUUGAGAAACCACCUCCAGUGGAAACAUUGAAGGUUGAAAUCUCUACACCAGCUGACUUCAAAGAUGUUUACUACGAAAUUGCUACAAUUAAGUCUCCAUACACUUUUCAGGUUGGGCGCGUGAAAAAUACUCGUAUCAUCACAGUAACGUCGACUAUAAAAAAACGUAUUGAACCAACUUUGGUUCCAAGUGCGCAAAGUUCUCUCAACGAACCGUUGACAGAAAAUAUAUUAGCGACCGCAUCUCCUUACGGAAAAGACCAUAACUUAGAUUCAAGUAUAGCAACUUUACCACCCAUCACAUUAUCAUCAGACAUGGAAACUCCACCACUGGAGACCGUAACAGAAACAUUUAGUACAACUCAAAACAUGUUAAAAACUCAUAUCCUCCCGGUUGUAAGAGAUGUGAACAUAACUAGCAGCUUAACAUUUAUACAAACAUAUCAAAUCACUAGAUUUGUAACCGCAACAAAAACUCUACCACCAAUGGACUUUUUCCAAUUUAUACCGAGCAAGACUCUCAAAGAAUUUAAUAGCCGACUGGAUGAAGCUGGUUCGGAACUGCAUUUGGAAUUAGAUUUUGGCGACAGUAACGAAGAUGAAGACGGAGUUCUGCGACGAGUAUUCCCACCUGACUUAGAUCUCGCCAACAUUGGCUCCGAUUUUGAUCUUACUGAAGUGGAUAAGUAUAGAAUGCCCGAAAACCAUUUGAGGCUAAAGAAAGCGCAUGGCCAAAGCAAAUCCAAUCAAGUCACUGAACCACCAUCUGCAGUAACCCCGGCUCUGACACCUGAACAAGCACAACAGCUCGCUCUCCUAAGGCUUCUAAACCCAGCGGCGGCUGCUCAAAUUCCUGACGUUGUCACUACUUCCAAACCAAUUCUGGUAUACGAAACCAUUUACGAAUCACACGUCAUACCUUUCUUCAAUGGCAAGAGCACGGUUAGCAGCACUAUUUCACGACCCAUUGCUACUGUGACUAAAACUGAGUACGAAAUUGGAACAAGUAGCCUUCCAGCUCUGCCACUGCAACCAAUCAACCCCCUAUUCCCACAGCAACAGUACACAGUAACUUCGACGCCAGUUGUCAUAAACACCGAAGUUGUAGCCACCGAUAGCCAAGUUCUAAAAUUGAAUUUCGGGGCAAAGACGGUGUACACUACAUUGUUCACAACUAAACUAGUACCGACUGUGCUGACAUCUUACGUGACAUCGUCAAUUCUUAUACAGCCGAGCGCUGGAUUCCCUGGAUAUUUCCCUGCAGCGCCGUUCGCACCGUUCCCCUACGUAGGUUAGAAUAUAUUAGCGAAAUUGCGCGCAGGUGAAGUGCGUAGAACGCAAGUGUAUGUGAUAAUGGUAACGCUCAAGUUUUGCUGCAGAAACAAAACUUUAAAUCGAAAAUGUGUUGGUGCCGUUCCCGCGAGAAACUAUGCAGCGAGUGAGUGAGCAGUGAACAGUGCAAAAGCAGCAGAAUGUUGGGAUUUAUAGCCUUUGUGGGAGAACACGAAAACUCUAAAGUUGUAUAUUCUUCUAUAAAGUUUUAAAACUCGAAGCGGCCAUGCGUGUACCCCCGGAGAAGUGGUAUUUUGAAAUGAUAAAUCUACUUUAUGUUUUAGGUACAUAUGCAUAUUUUAACAUGUCGCACUGCUUACAAUACUGUUUUAACUCAAAAUAUGCUAAAUUCAAGAUUAUACUAUUGCUGAACGUAAAAAAUGAUUCUCUACACAUCAAUAAAAUCGUCGUUAGAAUAUUGUAAGAAACAAUCAAAAGAUGUAUAUUUAAUUUAAACUAAGAC